GGGGGGAAGGCGUCAAUUUCCCAUUCUCUUCCUUCUCCUCAUUCUUCUCAUUCUCCUCAUUCUCCUCACCUCCUCGUCCAUCUCCUUCCUCUUCUCUGUCCAUAACACUCACAACGACGACAAGACGACUGACUCCCGACACGACCUGACGACCUGACGACUUUCUAGCCUUCGAAGGCUCUGAGUGGCGAGAGCCACUUCAGCCUCUGCCAUCAUGCCCCCCGUGCCCACAAGCAGUGAGAGCUCCACCCAUGGAGCCACCAUCGCGGUAGGCGUUGGCGUCGGCGUUGGCCUCGCCCUCCUGAUUCUCCUCGUGGUCGCCGUUGCGUUCAUCAUCUGGCGACGACACAUGCAGGCGUACGACAGCAAACCUCGGGAGAUCCAUCGCUACGCAUCAGCCAAGUCCCCGCGGGAACCGACUCAUGUCACCCCACUGCCACAGCAUGGGCGCCGCGAGUCGGAGCAGAGUGAGAACGAACGCCGCGGUCUCCUUCGCUCUAGCCCCGAAAUUCACCUGCCUAUCUGGGAGCAGCGGCACACCCUUCCGCCCACCGACUCGCCUCCCUCGCUGUACAAUCCGUCGCCGACCAGCACGCCAGAGUUGCGCCGGGUCUACUUCAGCCUCCCAGGCGGAACUCACCUGGGGCUGGAGCUGCCGGACAUCCAACCUAGUGCAGAGCCCUCCGUUGAUGCGUCAUCGAGCAGGCAUACCCCCCGCUCGAUGUCCUUGCCUCCUCCGCCCAGGGGGGGGAAGCCUGUGGACACGGGCAAAAAUCGCGCUUCACUGCCUGCUAUCAGCGAGAAGAGCGUAUCACCCGAGCGCAAUGCACAGUGGUUAGACCUUAGCAAGCGGCCUGACCUCCUCCCGCCCAUCUUCCUCCCGCCCCAUCUCCGCCCCGAGGCGUCCCAGCCUCAACCUCAUCCUCAGCCGAUUCGUGCCGCGACAGCGUCUGUGGAUGCAGCGCGGGCGAGCCAGACAUCGAGAUCGUCUGUAGGGCUGAGUAAGUUCGCCGCUGAGUGGAGGGAGAAUGCGGCCCAGUCGGAUGCGACCCCACGCCUGUCGGUCAGCGCCGCGCCUGUACCGCAAGUCGAGGCCACAGGUGCCUGUAUUCCAGUCUGCAUGGAGAAGCUCAAGGACGAGCCGUCGACCUCGGACAACAUCGCCCGUCUUCGCCUGCAGUCCUUCGCGUCGGCCUCAGGGUCCCUCUCGACGGGCAGCGUGUCAUCCGAAGGCGCUCUCGAGAUGCGUAGCCAGCUCUGCUCGUCCCUUCAGUUUCCAAUACCGCAGCCGCUCGCCGUCCCGAAAGAGGUCAAGCGUCACCAGCCGAUCCCCACGCACUAUCUCCCGAGGGUCCAGGCGACAUCUGUCGCGAUCGAAGAGGAGGGCGAACCUUCUCCGACGAAGUACCGCGAGCAGUGGGGGAAAUGGCUCGCGUCGCACACCAGUAUCUCGGCCGCACGAUACCCCACAUCCCGGCGUUCAAAGGCGACCAACUCCCAUGGACAAUCGACACUGCGUCGCCCUGACGCCGACCGCCUUGCGGCACUUCACUCGCCGAGUUGUUCGGAGAUCAACUGGCUGCAGACGCGCGUCCGCUACUCGACCAUUUUCGGCGUCGGCAACUGGCGUCCCACCCCGAGCCGCCUUCGCGACGAAGUGCGGUGUCUUUCGGAAGAGCCCCGCUUCCUGCCGGUCACGGAGGAGCCGGAGGCGCCAUCCGUCUUGUUUGGCUGCCUGGAAGAGGCACCCGCGCCGAAAGAGGGGGGUCGUCUCCGGCCCCCGCUCCCGCCAGUUCGGCUCACGACGCCCGCGCGCUCCAAGGGGGCGCGCGCCCCACGCUAUGAGGUGCCUAGUCGUGAAAUGAAGGUCGAGCGGUUCGGCCACACGGGCUCGCUCUGUGCGGGUGGGAUGCCGACGCGCGCAGCUCUCCCCUCGCAUUAGUACCAUGCGCAAGGCGGGUGGUUUCACGUAGCUCGGCAUCGACGUAUUGGCACCGCAUCGCAAGAAACAACAGCUGAAUCAUACACCCACCGCCGGUUGUGCCAACCACGCGACAUCGACAUGUACUGGCGACCCCGCACUCAUCAUCACACGCGCUCACUGCCGCCAAACCCGCUCAUAUCAUCGUCACGCGCUCAUUGCCGCCGAACCCGGUCACCAUUGCGCGCACUCAUCGCCACCGCACGCGCGCAUCAUCGUUCGCACUUAUCGCCGCACACGCCACAACAUAGCCCAUAGCCCGAAGCCCGAAGCCCAAAUCUCCAAUGCAGCAGUUUCAUC
Cutaneotrichosporon oleaginosum is the source of this 2281-nucleotide messenger RNA. RefSeq lists its product as uncharacterized. NCBI's taxonomy places the organism in Eukaryota, Fungi, Basidiomycota, Tremellomycetes, Trichosporonales, Trichosporonaceae. The record is from RefSeq and is a predicted model, not a curated record.